UCACAGAAGAAGAAGAAGAAGAAGACCAAUCCAUUCAUUUGAAAGUGUGAGAGACCGCACGGAAGUGGUUUAAAAUAAAGCGAUUGCGUCUUGGGAUAUCGUUUCUGGCCGAAGCUGUUAAAAUACUUUUUAUACACUACUGCAGCAAUCUUUUCAACGAUGACGGGGUCAAAUGAGUUUAAACUCAACCAAGGUCCUGAAGACAGUAUUUCAGCUGUGAAAUUCAGUCCCAGUACGGCACAGUUUUUACUGGUCUCUUCGUGGGACUCCACUGUACGUCUGUAUGAUGUUGGGAGCAAUUCUUUGAGAAUGAAGUAUCAGCAUCUUGCUCCAGUGUUGGAUUGUGCCUUUUAUGAUCCCACACAUGCCUGGAGUGGGGGCUUGGAUGCACAGUUGAAAAUGCACGAUUUGAAUACAGAUCAAGAUACUAUUGUUGGGACACAUGAUGCACCAAUUCGCUGUGUAGAGUACUGUCCAGAGGUCAAUGUCAUGGUAACAGGCAGUUGGGACAGGUCAGUUCGACUCUGGGACCCAAGGACCCCAUGCAAUGCUGGAACCUUUACCCAACCUGAAAAGGUUUACACUCUGUCAGUUGCUGGAGAUCGGCUUAUUGUGGGAACAGCAGGAAGAAGGGUGCUUGUAUGGGACCUCAGAAACAUGGGUUAUGUCCAGCAGAGAAGAGAGUCUAGUCUGAAGUAUCAGACUCGUUGCAUCCGUGCUUUUCCAAACAAACAGGGCUAUGUUUUGAGCUCAAUUGAGGGAAGGGUGGCUGUGGAGUAUCUGGAUCCCAGUCUGGAAGUGCAGAAGAAGAAAUAUGCAUUUAAAUGCCACCGCCUAAAGGAAAAUGGCAUUGAGCAGGUCUACCCUGUCAAUGCUAUCUCUUUUCACAGUAUUCAUAACACCUUUGCCACAGGUGGUUCUGAUGGCUUUGUGAACAUAUGGGAUCCCUUUAACAAGAAGCGUCUGUGCCAAUUCCACCGCUAUCCUACGAGCAUUGCAUCUUUGGCUUUCAGUAUGGAUGGAAGCCUCCUCGCAAUUGCUUCAUCUUAUAUGCAGGAGCAAGGUGAUAUCACUCACCCAGAGGAUGCCAUCUUCAUCCGACAGGUCACAGACGCCGAGACCAAGCCAAAGUCAACUUGAAUGUCUGAUGGAUAACCAAUCUCUCAACCCCCCAACCCCCCCCCCCCCCCCCCCCCAACCCCACAACACAGACACACACUCUUUCUUCUGUUUUUUUCUGCCUUUUUCAUACUGUAGAAUGUGAUUAUUCUCUCCUCUCCUUUUUUUUUCUUCCUUAUAGUUUGCUAUUUGAAAGACGACUUGUAUAUCUAUUUAGUGUUUUAUAUAUGUAUCUACUUAGUGUUUGUGUACAUUUUCAGACUCAAUGCUGCCCUGGCAUCACUCUUAUUUUAGUGUUUUCUGGUUUCCAACAAAUAAACGAAUGAAUAUAACUUUC
This is a messenger RNA of Sardina pilchardus (European sardine), 1456 nucleotides long. RefSeq names its product BUB3 mitotic checkpoint protein (gene bub3). Gene Ontology annotation, molecular function: ubiquitin binding. The coding region runs from base 160 to 1140 and encodes 326 amino acids. Gene Ontology annotation, cellular component: nucleoplasm; bub1-bub3 complex; kinetochore. Lineage: Eukaryota; Metazoa; Chordata; Actinopteri; Clupeiformes; Clupeidae. Gene Ontology annotation, biological process: mitotic spindle assembly checkpoint signaling. The record is from RefSeq and is a predicted model, not a curated record. The transcript is spliced from 8 exons.